AAGGUGAGAGGCGGGAGGGGUGGGAGCAGAGGUCCCUGGUCCAGUCAGGGGACAGCGUCCCUGAGACCGUGAGUCAGGGAAGAGGACGGAGACCAGGGCUGGAAGGUGGAGAGGUGCCCGGGGGACCCAAGGAGCCAGGAGCUGGGGAGGAAGCUGCAAAGUAUGAAGAAGGGGACAGGGUCCGAGCAGGACCUGCGUGGGUGGCAGUAGCAGAGGUCUGGGGUUUGGCAGUUGGCACCUUGCUGCCUGGAGGGCAUGGGAGGGGGCCGGCGCUUGAGUGAAAUAAGUCAGAGGAGCACAGAGCUAAGAUAAGAGGGUGAAAACAAAAAGCCGAGAGGCUAGGCACUUGCUCCACGAGGGCUGUGAGCCGGGGUUGGCCCGAUGCAGCCUAUAGAGAAAGGCCCGGUGGAUACUGAUUCCAGAGGCCCGAGACCGGGUGGAAGAUUUUAGAACCAGUAAAGAGUGACCGCAUAGACGGGUUAGAGGGAGAAGAGGCGCGGUCGCGCUGGGUAUCUCCCUUUCUGCACUCAGGGCCGCCAACUCUGAGCCCGGCACCGUGCGGCCCACGUGUCUGGGCGCAAAGAGGGUCCCCAAAGUUCUCCACUGAGACAGAGAAAGACUGCACGAGACGGAGACAUAGAGAGAAAAGAGGAGGAGGAGAAGGAGACACUGAGAGGGGAGGAGGGAGGAGAAUGCAGAAGACCCGGGAGAGAGAGGAGGCGAGCUACAGAAAUUGAUCCUAGGGGCGUUGGGGAGAGGGGCGUGGAGAGGGUUCGAAUGGGCCGGGCCCUAGGCUCUCCGGGGUCUUGGGGAAGGAUGGAGGCGGGACUAUCCCAGCGGCGGGAUCCGGACGCCAGCGCGGCCGCGCUGAGUCUCGGUCGGGUCGGCCCGCUCUCCCUUUCCUGCUGAUCGCAGAUGCUAAAGCCGCUAGUGGAGAAGCGGCGCCGGGACCGCAUCAACCGCAGCCUGGAAGAGCUGAGGCUGCUGCUGCUGGAGCGGACCCGGGACCAGAACCUCCGGAACCCGAAGCUGGAGAAAGCAGAGAUACUGGAAUUCGCCGUGGGCUACUUGAGGGAGCGAAGCCGGGUGGAGCCCCCGGGGGUUCCCCGGUCCCCAGCCCAGGACGCCGAGGCGCUCGCCAGCUGCUACUUGUCCGGCUUCCGCGAGUGCCUGCUUCGCCUGGCGGCCUUCGCGCACGACGCCAGCCCGGCCGCCCGCGCCCAGCUCUUCUCCGCGCUGCAUGGCUACCUGCGCCCCAAGCCGCCCCGGCCGGAACCGGUAGAUCCGAGGCCCCAAGCGCCGCGCCCACCGCUGGACCCCGCCGCCCCGGCGCCUGGCCCCGCGCUGCACCAGCGCCCCCCAGUGCACCAGGGCUCCCCUAGCCCGCGCUGCGCUUGGUCCCCGUCCCCCUGCUCCCCCCGCGCCAGGGAUUUCGGCGCGCCGGAGCCCCUCACCGGACUGCUGCCGCCGCCGCCGCCGCCUCACAGACAAGACGGGGCGCCCAAGGCCCCGCCGCCCCCGCCGCCCGCUGUCUGGAGACCUUGGCCCUGAGCUUUGG
This is a messenger RNA of Equus caballus (horse), 1558 nucleotides long. Lineage: Eukaryota; Metazoa; Chordata; Mammalia; Perissodactyla; Equidae. The record is from RefSeq and is a predicted model, not a curated record.